Molecule: messenger RNA, 1890 nt
Organism: Syngnathoides biaculeatus (alligator pipefish)
Lineage: Eukaryota; Metazoa; Chordata; Actinopteri; Syngnathiformes; Syngnathidae
Gene: nr2f5
Product: nuclear receptor subfamily 2, group F, member 5
Exons: 4
Coding region: 453-1700 (415 amino acids)
Biological process (GO): regulation of transcription by RNA polymerase II; cell differentiation; anatomical structure development
Molecular function (GO): RNA polymerase II cis-regulatory region sequence-specific DNA binding; zinc ion binding; nuclear receptor activity
Source: RefSeq, a predicted model, not a curated record
CCAGCGAGCAGCGUCAGCCCGGACGUGGACGUGGGACGUGAAAUGUGCUCAAGUCGAGCGUGAAUCCUUUGGACUAACAACAUCAUCAUCAUCUUCGCUGUGGUUAAAAGUAGCUUCGAGCUUUCUUUCUUUCUUUUUUUUUUUUACAUUUUAUUUGAAAUUCUUCUUUUUGGGGGGUGGGGCGAGAGACUCCUUUUUCCCGGGACGCGGGUUCGACGCGGAGGACGCGUUUAUGGAUCCGUGCGCGACCCCCGGCUGCACCCGGACGUCAUCCGACGCUCAGCGGUCGCUCCUCGGUCAUGACUCGGCGCUUCUGCCCCGCUUGUGAACUUUGAUCCAGAAAAUUCGCUUUUUCUUUUUCCUCGUCCGCUCCUCAUUUUCGUUUCGUUGCUCCUGCCUCCUGCGUUACAAAAACAAAUAAACAAACCAAACGCGUGUGUGGAGGGGAUAGCAUGGCAAUGGUAGUAAACCAGUGGCCAGAGAACAUUUCCGGCGACCCGGGCUCGCAGCUGCAGAUUUGCGGCCAGGAUCCCGGCGGGGGCGGCGGCGGCGGCGGCGGCGGCGCGCCCGGGACGCCCGCCGGCUCCACGCCGGGCACCGUGGACGGGCUGUCCGGGGACAAGCUGCAAGCCAACGUGGACUGCAUGGUGUGCGGGGACAAGUCGAGCGGCAAGCACUACGGCCAGUUCACGUGCGAGGGCUGCAAAAGCUUCUUCAAGCGCUCGGUGCGCCGCAACCUGUCGUACAGCUGCCGGGGCAACCGCGACUGCCCCAUCGACCAGCACCACCGCAACCAGUGCCAGUACUGUCGCCUCAAGAAGUGCCUCAAAGUCGGCAUGAGGAGGGAAGCCGUCCAACGUGGACGCACGUCCAACUCCCAGAGCAGCCCGGGCCAGUACCUGAGCAACGGCGGCGACCCGUACAACAACCAGCCGUACCUGUCGGGCUUCAUCUCGCUGCUGCUGCGGGCCGAGCCCUACCCGACGUCGCGUUACGGCGCGCAGUGCAUGCAGGGCAACAACCUGAUGGGCAUCGAGAACAUCUGCGAGCUGGCCGCGCGUCUGCUCUUCAGCGCCGUCGAGUGGGCCAAGAACAUCCCCUUCUUUCCGGACCUGCAGCUCAUGGACCAGGUGGCGCUGCUGCGCAUGUCGUGGAGCGAGCUGUUCGUCCUGAACGCGGCGCAGUGCUCCAUGCCGCUGCACGUGGCGCCCCUGCUGGCGGCGGCCGGCCUGCACGCCUCGCCCAUGUCGGCCGAGCGGGUGGUGGCCUUCAUGGACCACAUCCGCGUCUUCCAGGAGCAGGUGGAGAAGCUCAAGGCGCUCCAGGUGGACACGGCCGAGUACUCCUGCCUCAAGUCCAUCGUGCUCUUCACGUCCGACGCGAUGGGCCUGUCGGACGUGGCCCACGUGGAGAGCAUCCAGGAGAAGUCGCAGUGCGCCCUGGAGGAGUACGUGCGGAACCAGUACCCGAGCCAGCCCAACCGCUUCGGCCGCCUCCUCCUGCGUCUGCCGUCGCUGCGCAUCGUGUCGUCGCCCGUCAUCGAGCAGCUCUUCUUCGUGCGGCUGGUGGGGAAGACGCCCAUCGAGACGCUGCUGCGCGACAUGCUGCUGUCGGGCUCCAGCUACAACUGGCCCUACGUGCCCGCCGCCGUGCCCCGCGACAGACCCAUCUCGCUGCACUACAACGACAACGGGCCCUGAGACCAGCACCCAGAAAACAGACAAACAAAAUGGCGGAGAGAGCCAUGAAAACCACAAGCCAUUUAAAAACAAACAAACAAACAAACACAACAUUUUUUUGACAAGGUUUUAUUGUGCGUUUAUACGACAGAGAGAAAAGUCACGAUUGUGUCCGUAUGUACAGUAUGUCGGCCGCUGGGGGGGGGGGGGG